UUUGGUUACAGUAAUUAAUGAAUUGUUUAUAAUGCAAAGCAUUUAUUGGACACUUGCACUCACAUUUCCGUUUGCAAAAGACAAGCAACAACAAAAAGAGCCAGAACCCUGCGCGGGCUUGAUGUUAGUGCGCGCAGGUUCCUCCUCGCGCUGUCAUUGGUCCGCACCUCCUCCUCCUCCUCCUCCAGCAGCAGUCAUGGCUCAGGAUGCACCUCUGGUCUGCAGCUCACCUCUUACCUCCAGGAUUCCUCUUCAGUCUCACAGCUCGGUCUGAUGUGGAGCACGCGCCGAACCCAUUCCGUCAACAGCUGCUGUGAGAUGGUCCGGGUCUGCCAUGGCGAAGGGUCUGCUUCCAUGGGGGGUCCUCAGAAAGCCUCUGUACGUCCAGGCCAGGUUCUCCUACCUACACAUGAAGUACCUGUUCUUCUCGUGGCUGGUGGUGUUUGUGGGAAGCUGGAUAGUUUACGUGCAGUACUCGUCUUACACAGAGCUGUGUCGAGGGCAUGACUGCAAAAACUCCAUAUGUGACAAAUACAGAAAAGGAAUCAUCGACGGCUCAGCCUGCAGCAGCAUGUGUGAGAAAGAAACACUUUACCUCGGAAAGUGCUUCACUGCCAAACCCAGCAGUCAGGUUUACUCAGGGAACUGGGGAGAUUUGCAGGGAGUAAUCAAGUGUCAGAUGGAGGAGGCCCCUCACUAUGAGCUGGGAGGUGAGAUGGAGCCCAGGAAGGAAGCCGCUGCUUUUAACAAGCCCACCAAGGGAACCUCAGUGGAAAAGUUCAGAGAGAUGAUAAUCAACCACCUAAAGGCUAAAGUGGGGGACCAGGCCAACCUCGCAGACCUGGCAACCCAGGUAUUGUCCAUUGCAGAUGCCAAUAAGGAUGGUCACAUCUCACUGCCAGAGGCUCGCUCCAUAUGGGCUCUGCUGCAGCUCAACGAGUUCCUGUUGGCGCUGGUGUUGCGGGACCGGGAGCACACGCCCAAGUUACUUGGCUUCUGUGGCGACCUGUAUAUGAUGGAGAAGGUGCCGUACUCUCCUCUGUAUGGGAUCAGCGUGCCUUGGAUCAUUGAGGUGUGGAUUCCUGCCGGUCUGCGCCGCAGCAUGGACCAGUGGUUCACUCCCUCGUGGCCUCACAAGGCCAAGAUCUCCAUAGGCCUGCUAGAGCUGGUGGAGGACAUCUUCCACGGCACUUUUGGCAGUUUCCUCAUGUGCGACGUGAGCACAACUACGUUUGGUUACAACGACCGGCAUGACUUUAAAGUGAUGGACGCCCGCUACAUCAUCCCUGAAGCCACCUUCCAGGAGAGAAUCCGACAGCAGCGCUGCGAUGUGGACGAGGACUGUCUCUACGGGACCGACUGCCUCACUAGCUGUGACCUCACCAAGCACAGGUGCACACCCGAGGUCACCAGGCCGAACCUAGCUAAAGCCUGCGACACCCUGAAGGACUAUAUUUUGAGGGGAGCACCAUCUGACGUAAGCGAGGAGCUGGAGAAGCAGCUGUACGCUUGCAUCGCACUCAAGGGUUCAGUGGAACAGAUGGAAAUUGAGCACUCGCUCAUCUUGAACAAUUUGAAAACACUACUGUGGAAGAAAAUCUCUCAUACGAAAGAUUCUUAAACACUCUGAUGUUACACACUGGUACGACGACCUUUACCUGUCUUUAAAAUGGACAAUCAGUUGUGAUGGGGCGAACAUUCCACUUGGAUUCAACUUCACACGCAUCACUAACAUAUAUUAAGGUAAUAUCUCACUGGGCUGGGACUGUUGAGACUCAAAAAGGCAAAGAAAUGACCUGUUGUUGAGUUCCUGGCAUGGCAAAGCCGUAUUCUAAAAGCAUUCAGUUUACAUGAGUUGCUUACGCACCCUUCCAUGCUGAGUAGACAUAUAUUGAUAUCCACUUACAGGUGCUUCUCAAAAAAAAAAGUGGAAUAUUUUGAUUUUUUUUGUCAAGUUGGUUCAGAAAAUUAAGCUCGUGUAUUACAGAUUCAUUACACAAAACUUCAGUAUCUUAGAAAAUCUGAACGUUAUGGUGCUUUUGGUACUUUGAGAUAAAAGCCACUGCCAAAAGUUUUUGCAGCGUGAGCAGGAAUCAAGUCCUAAUUAACUCUAGACAUGAGCUCCAAAUGUCCCAUUCCUCAAGUCAAGACACUCCUCAGUGGUCCACUGUCCUCUUUUCAGUCUUUUGGAAAUCCAGCUCCAGAGUCUGGAGGAGUGGAGAGGCACAGAAUCCACCUUGCUGAAGUCCAGAUUCUAGUCAGUGAUGGUACACGUCAUCUGCUGCUGUUGGUCCACUGGGUUUCCUGAAGUCCACAGUGUCAACACAGGAAGUUUUGUUUCAUGCAAAGCUUUAGGGAGAUUAUUUUAUUUUCCAGCAGGACUUUGCUCCUGCCUACACUGCCAAAAGUACCAAAAGCUGCCCAUGUAAUAUUUAAAUUAUCUGAGACACUGAAUAUUAGUUUUCAUUAUUUGCAAGCCAUAAUCAUCCAAAUUACAAGAACUAAAGACUUGAACUAUUUUUAGUUUAUGUGUAACCUGAGUUUCUCUUUCUGAACUGACAAUUUUGAACUUUUUCACAAUAUUUAAAUUUUUUGAGAUGCACCAUUCUUUGGUCCCCGUCGUUUAGCUGUAUGCUUCCUAAUGAGGUUGUUUUGGUCACAUUUCAAGGUGUGUCUUUGAGGCAGCUGGUUUCAUCUUUUUAACGCCCAAAGAGAAGCAUUGACUCAUCUCUACAAUCACCUUCACAACCAGUCACACCUUAAAGCAUGUUGGCCUCAUUAGGUUCAACCCAAAUGACUCGAGAUGGAUGGUGAGCAACUCAUGAUUUUACAGUUCUUAUAGCAAUCUUAAGAUCUUAGGAAAACAAGUAGCCUGGCCCUUGCCUUCCUACGCAGCUCCGCUCAAUUCUAUUUUCCCUUCACUGCUCCGUCUGGGAC
This is a messenger RNA of Austrofundulus limnaeus, 2937 nucleotides long. It is a transcript of the gene dipk1ab, whose product is annotated as divergent protein kinase domain 1Ab. Lineage: Eukaryota; Metazoa; Chordata; Actinopteri; Cyprinodontiformes; Rivulidae. The record is from RefSeq and is a predicted model, not a curated record. The transcript has 5 exons. The coding region runs from base 335 to 1621 and encodes 428 amino acids.